AUGACCACUCCAAUCUCCCCAAUCACUCUGGAAAUCGCCGCAACGUCUCCGAAACUGUCAGGUUAGUUAGAGCUUUACUUUUCAGCACUAUAACUCGAAAUGCUACAGUACUCUUACCGUAAUCCUGAAACUGCAAAGUUCAUACUCAUUGAUCAGUCAAUUCACAUUAUCAUUAACAUCUCCAUUAGCAUUUCAUUUCGAAAAUUCAAAUGUUUGAACACACAGACAGCAUUCAAAUCAAACAAAAACGAGAGUCGAAAGGUCGUUUUACUUUCUCUUUUUUCUCAUUUUUCGUCAUUGUCUGGUCAUAUUCCGUUUCAAAUUAGACACUUUUAGGUGAUAGGUACACCAUUUUUUCGGUAAACAUUAACUUUUCGAAAAAAAAUCACAAAUUUUUGCUUGUAAAAGUGCAUAGGAUUUAAUCGAACAUUAGCCGAGCCCCUUGUCGUUACUUUUUGUCCUUUUGAGUCAGCAAAUUAGGUUAGAACUCGCUACUUUCCGAGUGAAAAAUGGAAAUGGGACAAUUUUUCCAAAACGUGAUCCGAUUUCGGACAAGUCUGGCGUAACAAGUGCUUCUUUGUGUCACUUCCCGUCAUUCGAUCCCCGCCUCGAACAACGGUGACCGUUCAUGCACGGGUCUUUUUGGAAAUGUGUCAAGAGACAAUUAAUAGGUGGUUCGUUCGCACUAAUUGUGUGUCACUUUUGGAGAAAUAUUGUGAAGAUCUGUUGAAGGAGGCCUAAGAUUUGUGCUCAAGUUACUUAUACCAACCCCGUCAAAAGUUACACUGGAUUGUUCUAGUCAAACUGAACGAUUACCGUAUCAAAAUCUUUUCAAACAAUCUCUAUUUUGUCCCGUGUUUGAAACUAGGUACUAGAAGACACAAUAGUGACAAAAUGUUGGUUUCGAAAUGUCCGGGAGUGAUUCGUACCCAAGUGCAACUUCCUGAUGGACAAUAGUGGCCGGGUAAUGCACCCGAAUGUGUUGUAUCGGGUGUGGAUGGAGUGGAGAGUGUUUCUUCGAUUCCAUUAGUUGCACAUGUACUCUUCAUUUGAAUGUAUAAAGUUUGUCAAUAAAUUCCAAUUUUCAGCAUCCAAAAUGUCCGGGUUCUCGAUCACAGACCUCUGUCCGGACCUCACAGUGCUCACGGAAUCACCGAAGAAACUGGACGUGUCUCCGACCCCGCCAGGUACUUUUUCAGUCUCAUUUUCAGUUCUAAACCAUUCGAUUUUAAAGCCACAAGCCCAUGGAGCAGUCAAGCGACCAGUCCGAAGAUGGAAGAGUUUGACGAGCAGGAAGUGAAGAUGGAGACGCUUUCAGGUGAGAGUUUGAGGCUGGGCCACCCAAACUUUGCAGCCUUUUUGGACUAGUUUAGCCAGAACAGCCAAAGCUAAAAAAAUUGAAGUAGCCAUUGAAUCCAGGAAACCGUACAUUUCGAUUCCAGAGCCCUCCUCAACGCCCCGCCCCUCUUCGAAAGCCAAUUCGGACGGGGAAGUCCGUCCUCCGUACUCCUUCAACGCCCUCAUUGCAAUGGCCAUCCAGAGCAGUCCGGAAAAAAGAAUGGUGCUCGCGGAGAUCUACGCCUUCAUUUCCACCAACUUCCCGUUCUACCGCAUGGAAAAACUGCAGUGGCAGAAUUCGAUUCGGCACAAUCUCUCGCUGCACAGACAAUUCGUCAAGGUGCCGAGGUCUCCGGGCGGAAAAGGUGAGCGCAAUUUCCAAAACCAAGAGGCAACUCGCAAAAUGAGACAUUUCAGGAAGCUUCUGGACAAUGGAAACGGACCUCGGAACGGAUGUGUACAUUGGAAAAGAGUGCGGGAAGCUCCGUCGCCGCUCGACCAAACCGAAGGCGGCGUCUCCGAUCGAGAGAGGACCGCCGACGGUGCCUCAGCUUCCGGUCCUUCCGCUCUUGCCCCCUCUUUUCUCGCUUCCCGCCCACUUCCCAAUGCUCUUCCCGCUCCAGAAUCCGAAUUGGAUCGAGAUGGUGUUGAGAUCGAUGCAGAACGGCUCCAACUUUCCCAUGGUCCCUAUGGUUCCGGGCCUGAACCUUCCGCCGCUUCAGAAUUGA
Molecule: messenger RNA, 2066 nt
Organism: Caenorhabditis sp. 36 PRJEB53466
Lineage: Eukaryota; Metazoa; Nematoda; Chromadorea; Rhabditida; Rhabditidae
Source: the annotation of a GenBank genome assembly